AUGUUGCUUGAAGGUAAAGCCUCUGAAGUAGAGAAGGAUACUCACUCUCAUGCCAAAACCGCUCUGAGAUAUCAGCAAGUAUCUGAGGCAAACUUGAAAGCUGAAAAGGAAUCGGAAAUCAAAAAACCAAAUGAGGUCUUCGACGAUGAAGGAAACCCAGUUACUGAACCAGUAGACACUAUUGAUGUUGACACUCUGGAUGUAGAGGAUAUCACUCAAGUUGCGCACCACAUACGAGGCAGUCAAAUUGGUGUCGGUGAACUGGAAAAAUAUAAUGGUCAACCGGCGUUGCGAAAGCGUACGCUUCGAUUUCGUUCACACGUUUUUCAGGAAUUGGAUAUCCCCAGCAUUUUUUAUGGCGAAGUGUUUCCUUGUACUUGUGAAAAGAACGGCGUGCGUUCAUAUUUACAGAAGAGGUUUCGCUACGGCUUCAUCCGGGAAAGGAAUAGAUGGCGUCUAUGGACUUGCGCAAUGCAGAAACGACCUGUCAAAGGAGGACUGCAUUUCCUUGUACUUGUGAAAAGAACGGCGUGCGUUCAUAUUUAUAGAACAGAGGAUUCGUCUGCAACCUGUGUAAAAUUUAAUCUGCGCACCUUCGUCAUGCCAAGAGCCAGCCCCUCAUGGCUUGCCUUGUGUGCACUCUUUAUUUCUGCCAUGCCCAAUUUUGUUCUACUUUUAGUAGCCGAUCCCUAUAUUACACAGGCUGUUUAUAGCUGUAGUUUGAUUACAUAUGCAAAUGCCACCUCUUUCAAGGAAAACCUAAACAUCGUUUCCUCGUUGCUAGCCGAAAACAUUUCUUCAACAGGGUUCGCUACGGCUUCAAAUGGGAACGGCAUAGAUGGUGUCUAUGGACUUGCCCAAUGCAGAAACGACCUGUCAAAGAAGGACUGCAGUACGUGCUAUGCGGCUGCACAAAAUCAUAUUGUUACGUACUGUCCUGUCCACACUGGGGCACGUAUGGCUUUCGACGGUUGUUUUUUGCGUUAUGAGAAUUUCAGUUUCUUUGAUCAAGCACUGGAUGCCGGCUACUCCAACGUGUGCAUCUCUGACGCCUCCUCAAGCCCUAAACUUUUUAAUGAAAUCGUAUUGAGGUUGCUAGCUGACCUCAGAUCCAAGGCUCUCAAAAACGGGGGUUUUGCCACUGAUGACAUGAGUGCCGAUGGAUUACCGACGGCCGUUUAUGGACUGGCUAUGUGCAGGCGGACGCUUAAUACCAGUAGCUGUGACCUUUGUCUGCAGCACGCUGCUCGGCUCAUACGAGGGUGCCUAUCACUACACUUGCAAGAUGGAAGGGCUCUCGAAGCCGGCUGUUAUUUGCGCUACUCCACCAUUGCCUUUUUACCCACCAACUCUUCUUCCUGUUUGGAUAUUAUUGUUUCUACAGCAAUUCCUUCGAAGAUUGUGCUCAUCUUGGUCGGAACAUUGGGGGGGGCGGCUCUCCUUGCUGUAUUAUGGCUGUUGUUUAAGUCCAGGCAUUCAUUUCGAAAUUUAGACACUGGAGUCGCUCCCGGCCGCAGCCGGCGUGAUGAAGCAGUGGAAUAUUUUAUUGCCGAGGAAGUCACUUCCUGGGAUCAUCCCUUUAGCUAUGGUUCAAUUCGAGCUGCAACUAACAAUUUCGAUCCAAAUAUAAAAAUUGGUGGAGGAGGAAAUGGCCAAGUUUAUAAGGCUAAAUUCAACGAUGGCCGGGAGGUUGCAGUGAAAAAGCUUAACCUCAGGAGCACGUUGGACGAGUUCUGUACAGAAGUGGACCUUGUCGGUGCACUUCGUCACCAUAAUCUUGCCUGUUUGUUUGCGGGUUUCAGAAGAGGAGAAGAGAAGCUACUGGUUUAUGAGUUCUUCCCAAAUUUGAGCCUUGACAAGCAUCUCUUCGCAAAUACGGCGAAACCAGUAAGCUGGAGAAAGCGAUUUGAGAUCAUUUUGGGAACGGCGCAUGGGCUUGCGUAUUUAAACGAAGAAUGCCGUCCUAGAAUCUUGCACAGGGAUAUCAAAGCUGCCAACAUACUUCUGGAUAACGAAUUUGAGCCGAAAAUUGCAGAUUUUGGACUGGCAGCUCACUUUCCAGACGACCAGACAUGUCAUACUACAAGAGCCUGUGGUACCAGGGGGUAUAUAGCACCAGAAUAUGCUAUUCACGGUCAUUUGUCAGAUAAGGUGGACGUGUACAGCUACGGCAUGCUAGUUCUGGAAAUUGUGAGCGGAAGAAAGCAUAUUGAUUCUACACUUCCAGCAGACAUGGAGUUCCUUUUAGGAUGGGCAUGGAAUUUAUACAAGAAAAGUGAGGCAUUUAGCGUGGUGGACCGAAAAAUAAUUGAGGAAGAGGCGGAGGUGAAUAAAGAAGAGAUAUUAAAGGUAAUCCAGAUUGCUUUUCUGUGCACGCAACGUGCUCCUGAAAUGAGGCCACUAAUGUCCAAAGUGGUGUCUCUGCUUACAAGUAAUACAGAGAUUUUACCUCAGCCCAUUCGCCCAGCUUCUAUUGACGACAACUCCACUUAA
Cryptomeria japonica (Japanese cedar) is the source of this 2493-nucleotide messenger RNA. Its product is annotated as cysteine-rich receptor-like protein kinase 2. The transcript is spliced from 10 exons. Bases 1 to 2493 code for a protein of 830 amino acids. Gene Ontology annotation, molecular function: ATP binding; protein kinase activity. The record is from RefSeq and is a predicted model, not a curated record. Gene Ontology annotation, biological process: protein phosphorylation. Lineage: Eukaryota; Viridiplantae; Streptophyta; Pinopsida; Cupressales; Cupressaceae.